AUGCCUUCUCCAAAUAACCAGGCGGUCGAUGCCUCCAAACAAGAAACAGAACUCCAUAAUAACCCUCCUCAAGAUGCGACUGACCCAAUGGAACAUGGUGAUAUAUUGGCUUAUGUGGAAGGUACACCCACAGUGAACACGACCUCGAACGGGCAAGUCGUUAAUGGCUCCGCCUUAGCAGCUUCAGCGGGAGAAGAGACACGGGAUGAACAACAGGCGACAGAGCUUUCCGUGACAAUCAAUACAGAUGCGCCCGAAAGGUCACCUCCAAAUUCUCCCAGCCGCCCGCAAUCACCAAACUCUACAACCCCAAAGGCAAAUGGCGACACACUCGGUCGAAAACGAUCUCGAUCGGGUUCGAUAAUACGUUCUACAUCCCCUCCACCUCCAUCCUCACUCCUUCCUGUCCGCCCCCGCGAAACUCCUGUAGAUAAAAUAUUGCUCGAACAAUAUGUCAAUCGAGAAUUCCACCACUCUGCGCUUAUGGCCUGGAAGAAUCCCCAUCAGGAGCUCCUCAAGCAGAAGCGCGCUGAAAGGGAUUACUACCUGUCUUUACAGCAUGAGCGUCGGAUGAAUCCCGGAGCAAUAUUCGGAUACGGAUAUGAAGGCUACGGAAACGCACGGACGGAUCUAAAGUCUCAACAUCCUCAACUUCUUUAUCCUUCCAAUCGAAGGCGGCCGGGCGGACGGAAAUCAAAGGACAUUCGCAUCUCACGAGAUGACAUGCUCACGCAGGCAGAACAACUCGAGGAUUUGGUUCCCAUCCGCCUGGACAUUGAUUGGGAUAAGAUUAAACUUCGGGAUACCUUCACUUGGAAUCUUCAUGAUCGAGUCACCUCGCCAGAUGUGUUUGCAGAGAAGUUGGUUGAAGAUUUGCGUCUCCCUCUGGAAUCUUGCGGGCCACUGGUGCGUCAGAUUUCCCAAAGCAUCCAAGAUCAGCUAGCGGAUUUCUAUCCUCAGGUGUUCAUGGAGGAAGAAAAUUUAGACCCUCAUCUACCCUAUCACGCCUAUAAGAAUGAUGAGAUGCGCAUCCUAGUCAAACUUAACAUCACCCUCGGCCAGCAUACGCUGGUCGACCAAUUCGAAUGGGAAAUCAACAAUCUACAUAAUUCUCCCGAGGAGUUUGCAGUUCAAAUGACGAAAGAUCUCUCCCUUCCAGGAGAAUUUACUACUGCUAUUGCCCACUCUAUCAGAGAGCAAGUUCAACUCUUCACCAAGAGCUUAUACAUUCUCUCACACCCCUUCGACGGGCGACCGAUCGAAGAUCCGGAUCUCAAAGCAUCCUUUCAACCAUCCCCCCUCCCCUCACCAUUCCGCCCCUUCCAAUCCGCCAAGGACUUCACACCCUACCUUUAUGAGCUCAACGAAGCCGAGCUUGAGCGUACAGAAGUCUCCAUUUCUCGAGAACAACGACGGCAAAAACGCUCAGUCAAUCGACGUGGUGGCCCUGCUCUGCCUGAUCUCAAAGACCGCCAACGCACCAUCCGCACGCUUGUUGUCUCUUCUGUUAUACCUGGAGCAGCAUCCUCAAUAGAAGAAAGCCGCUUGUUCAAGCGCUCUCGUACCAAUCGGAGUCGACGUGCAGCUACUGGCCAGCGGGAUGGAGGGGAUGAAUCUGACGAUUCUGAGAGCGACGAAUCGUCUGCGGGCUCGCCCGCGAUAUCACACCUCGCCCAAGGAACCGCUAGGACCAGAGGCAUGAGAGGCGCUGCGUCAGUUGCGCAGGCUGCUAUGCGCGCCAAUCUUGUUCGAUCCGCAACCCCUGAAGUCACGAGCCUGGAACCGAGAGCCGCAGCCCGACAUCGCGACUACAGGGACGAGAGCUCCGACGUGCCUGACAAACUCAUUGUGAAAUUGAAGAUUAACAGGGACAAAUUCCGCCAAUUCUUAAAGGACAUGAAGAGCAAUAAGACGAAUAAACCUAUAGCCGCAAGGGGAUCCACGCCAUCCACUGGCACGAAGAGUGUAACCCAGACGACCGCGACCACGACCGCGACCGCAACCGCAACCACAACCACAGCCGCAACCACAGCCGCAACCGGUACCCGUAGCUCCAUGGGUCCGCCGCAAUCCCUGACUCCCCAACCCACACCACCAAAACGACCUACCGCAUCCCAGCUGAAUGGUGUAAUCGAUGCACCUCUACCCCCGCAACCAGGAGUACCAGGCCCUUCACCCCCAUCCUGGCUCGUCCGCGGCCUAAAUAACCUCAAACGCUCCUACCCACGUGACUCCUUCGAAGGCACCAUGCGCUAUACCGCCGUAGACCCACACACUGGCCUCCCGCUUGCCAACGCUGCCACCACCCACGCGGGCCAGAAGCUGACAUAUAAAUACUUCCCGCGCAUCCGCUGCCACGAUUGCCCCGGGAAGUUAUACACGCCCGGUCCGGCGAUGACGGUGGAUAAUUUCGAGGUACAUUUGAAGAAUCGGCAGCAUAAGGAGAGGGUGGAGGAAAGACACGCGAAGGCGGCGGCGGCGGCGGGUCGUGCGCCCACUUCUUCCCGCGGUGCUGGUAAAGGAGGGUCUGCGAAGGAGGGUGCAGGGAAUGGUGGUGACUCUGGAGAAAAUGCCGCUGCCUCUCCUCCAGACGCUGCCAAUGCUGCCUCGUAG
This is a messenger RNA of Histoplasma capsulatum G186AR, 2613 nucleotides long. Its product is annotated as transcription factor Snf5p. NCBI's taxonomy places the organism in Eukaryota, Fungi, Ascomycota, Eurotiomycetes, Onygenales, Ajellomycetaceae. The transcript is spliced from 2 exons. The coding region runs from base 1 to 2613 and encodes 870 amino acids. The record is from RefSeq and is a predicted model, not a curated record. Gene Ontology annotation, molecular function: transcription coregulator activity. Gene Ontology annotation, biological process: chromatin remodeling; regulation of transcription by RNA polymerase II. Gene Ontology annotation, cellular component: SWI/SNF complex; nucleus; nuclear chromosome.